AUGCCGACUGCAGCUCUGCUCCGCACAGUAACCGCCGUCUCUCACAGCUUCGUCCGGCCAACAGUCUCUGUCCGUCUCCGGUUUCUCCGUCUGCCGUUUCCGGCUGUCCGUCCACUUCGGCGCAUGUCCUUCAUCCCGUUUCUCGGCAGCUUAUUCUCGUCUGGCUCUGCCAAGCAGGACACCAUGUCGUACCCCGACAAGCGCACUGAAAGCGAGUGGCAGGCCAUCCUCAGUCCUCGCACCGAGUCGCCCUUCUCGGGCGACUACGACAAACACUUUGCUGACACCGGCGUCUACACGUGCGCCGGCUGCGACGCACCCAUCUACAAGGCCUCGCACAAGUUCAAGUCAGGCUGCGGCUGGCCGGCCUACUUUGACAGCCUGCCCGGUGCCAUUGUGCGCCACGAGGACACCACGCACGGCAUGUUACGCACCGAGAUCGUGUGCGCCAACUGCGGCGGCCACCUCGGCCACGUCUUCAAGGGCGAGGGCUACGACACCCCGACCGACGAGCGACACUGCGUCAACAGCAUCAGCCUCAAGUUCUCGCCCGAAGAUGCGGCUGCCAGCAAGGCCUGA
Molecule: messenger RNA, 579 nt
Organism: Grosmannia clavigera kw1407
Lineage: Eukaryota; Fungi; Ascomycota; Sordariomycetes; Ophiostomatales; Ophiostomataceae
Product: methionine-r-sulfoxide reductase
Exons: 2
Coding region: 1-579 (192 amino acids)
Biological process (GO): response to oxidative stress; protein repair
Molecular function (GO): peptide-methionine (R)-S-oxide reductase activity
Source: RefSeq, a predicted model, not a curated record